AUGUACGCCCCUGACGGCGAGGGCCACGGCAACCAACAACCAUCCCUGGUCAAUCCAUGGUGGCUUCAUCCGCCAGCUGGACGUACUGUUGUUGGGCACGAGCGCGAUCAGGAAGGAAAAUACCCACUCGAAGGUGGCAGAGACAGGGGUGGCGAAGGUCACGGGGUUGGGCCUAGGGGUGGCAUCAUGGACUCUCACCAGCACCAGUUCUGUCUCAAGUGGAAUAGUUUCGGUAGCAACUUAGCGACAGCGUUCUCGAAUUUGUUCAAAAGCGAGAGUCUGACCGAUGUCACCCUGUUCUGCGAGGGGGUAACGUUCAAGGCACAUAGGUUGAUCCUCGCAGCAUGCAGCAAGCACUUUCAGGAGCUCUUCGAAGGAAUGCCUCCUUCCCCGGCGGGACUGAUCGUUAUUCUCGAUGGGACGAGUGCCCACAAUAUGGCAUCCCUUCUUGAAUUCAUGUACCGUGGAGAGGUACACGUGUCCCAGGAAUCUCUCAGCUCUUUCCUCAAAGCAGCCGAAUGCCUCCAAGUAAAGGGUUUGUCCAUCGAGCACGAAAAGCUGGCAGUGGCGCAGAGGCACGCCGCGGAGAACAAUAAUACGUCGACGGAGACCGGGGGUGGCGUUAAUGGCGGCGGUGACAACGGGAAUAGCGUCGGCGGAAACGUGGGCAGCGUCGGUGGCGGCGUGGGCGGUGGUAUCGGCGGCGUCGGCGAGGUGAGCGACUUGGGCGAAACGGGUGAAGCAACCAUGGUGAGAAACACUAUGAAGAGGACCCCCACACCGGCACCGUCGCCCGCCCCUGCCUAUACCGUGCCCAGCGUCUAUUCUACCUCUCACUAUUACGAAAGUCCACCGAAAAGGCUGAUGAGAUCGCCUAGCGACGUUGAUUCUUUGGGAAGGGCAAGUGUGCUGCGUGACGGUACUGCCUUCCGGCCCGCAUCCGCGCCACAUCCGCUUCUUUUGGAGAACCACUUCUAUCAGCCGUUCACCCACCCCUCAGAGACGCCCGCACACCCCCACACUGCGCCGCACACGCCGACGGAAUUGGAACAGGAAUUGGAACGAUCGAGGUCCGAGGAACGUAGCAAUUGCGAUCUCAAGGAAAGCGUAGCCGAAGAUCUUCGAAUAAAGCAAGAACCGGUGGCGCUGACUGAUCGCGAGAGGGCAGAGAAAUUGGCGGAAAGACUGUCAGGCGAAGUUUAUUCCGGAGGCAGGGGAUUCGACGGUAGCCACUACGGCUCAAACUCGGAUCACAUGCAGCAUGGGGCGCAAAUGGGCUCCGCCAUGGUCCCAUUACCACCGGCUCACCCACCGACUCCUGAUCUCAGUCCUGCACCCACCACCCCCGCUAUGUGGAACACGAAGAUCAACAAGGCUGGCACUGUAUCCACUCCCGAUGGGAAGAAACUAAAGUGUCCAUUCUGCGAAAGAUUAUACGGCUACGAGACGAACCUGCGCGCUCACAUACGGCAACGUCACCAGGGCAUCAGGGUGCCCUGUCCAUUUUGUUCGCGGACGUUCACGCGGAACAACACCGUCAGACGCCAUAUAGCGCGGGAGCACAAAGCCGAGCUGAACCUGAAGGCCUUCCAACAGUCGAACCACUCGGUGUCGGACACGGUGCCACAGUAAAACGACGACCGGCGUCGUCGGCUGUCGUCGUCGUGGUCGUCGAACUCGCCAACGAGUGGAACGGAAACGAACGCGAGUGGACUUCGAGCAUAG
Molecule: messenger RNA, 1725 nt
Organism: Colletes gigas
Lineage: Eukaryota; Metazoa; Arthropoda; Insecta; Hymenoptera; Colletidae
Gene: chinmo
Product: zinc finger protein chinmo
Exons: 7
Coding region: 1-1632 (543 amino acids)
Biological process (GO): regulation of transcription by RNA polymerase II
Cellular component (GO): nucleus
Molecular function (GO): protein binding
Source: RefSeq, a predicted model, not a curated record